AGCUGGAGACAGUGACCAGGUCACAGUCUGUUGCCUUGUUUGAAGAUCACCCCUGUCUUGUUAUAUUGCCUGUCUCGGCACACAGAUGGGUUACCCUAAGCUGUUUAAUAUGUUUAUCUUUGAUAUCAGUGGAUAACAGCCGACGGACAGAUGACGGGGAAGGUGCAGCUGUGGAGGUCGUCUCUAUGUGGACACAACACUGGAUACCCGCACCACCCAGGCCAUAUGAACACUGGGGUGAAGACGCUGUUGGUGCUGGUCACCUUCUGGAUGACGUGUCUUGUCUGGUAUCUAUGUAAACAAGGACAUAUUUCCAUUGAGAUCCACAGCAGCCAUCAGAAAGGGAAAGAUCUGACGUUCUUUGCUAGCGUCAUCAUGCAGCAACAUUACAACGACGGCAAACUUAUUAUAGACGCUUCAGAUUUAGUCGGCCGCAUUGACCACCCUGACGUCACACCGCCGCACGAUGUCAGAGAUGACGUUGGCAGAGACGACCACCCAGACAUCACAGCCCCACCCAGUAACGAUGGCAACGAUGCCGUAGAUCAAAGGUUGAAGUAAGACGGGGAACGAUUGUGGUCAUAGUUCUAUCUGAACCAUCAAUAUUCUCAGACACGAAGUCAGGGCACGUGACAGUCGAGUAAGGAAUUUGCGAGCCUGUUUAACACGAGACAACCCAGACAAACAAUUGGCAUGAUGUUGGCGAUAACGUGUGAAAGUUCGAAACUCGUGAACAGUAUUGGUUUUGACACACCACUGUUGUGCAUGCCCACAACACGCAUUGAAGACGCCAGGAGGAAACCCAAGCUGAAUUCGGUUCAAUAUUGUACAGUGUGUAUAAUCUGUUCAGCAUCUUCAAUGGAGUGAGUGAGUGAGUUUAGUUUUACACCGCACUCAGCAAUAUUCCAGCUAUAUGGCAGCGGUC
Haliotis rubra (blacklip abalone) is the source of this 925-nucleotide messenger RNA. RefSeq lists its product as uncharacterized. Lineage: Eukaryota; Metazoa; Mollusca; Gastropoda; Lepetellida; Haliotidae. The transcript has 4 exons. Bases 151 to 561 code for a protein of 136 amino acids. The record is from RefSeq and is a predicted model, not a curated record.